AUGCUGCAGCAGCUCAACGCUCCUGAUCCAGCCGCCGUGCAGCGAGCACCGGAGCACACACUACUUUCUACUCCACAGGAUGUGAGAUCAGAUAAGCAAUCAGGAUGGUAGCAGCAGUCCGGAUCGAUGUGGACAGAUCGAAGAGAUGGAGGAGACUACGCCGGACCCAGCCUUUGUGGACGUGGAUCAGGGUCUGACUCUGGCAUGCAUCGCCUUCCUCUGCCUGCUGCUGGUGGCCAUGAUCAUCCGCUGUGCCAAAGUCAUCAUGGACCCCUACAGCGCCAUCCCCACCUCCACCUGGGAGGAGCAGCAUCUAGACGAUUAGCAGAAGCAGGAGCACCUUCGCCUGGACGAAGGGUACAGGUCCAUCCACUGAAAGCACACCAUCUACGUUCUCUCCGAACUCUGAAACUACCUACAGCCUCAAAGCUGGGUUCCAGGCCAACCAGAACAAUCCAAUACCACGCAGCCCACUUGAGAGGCUGUUCUCAGAGCAGCUAUCGACAAGAGGAAAGCCCACGAAUCAUCCCGCACACUUAAACAACACCAAGUGCAAUGAGGAAGAGUGAGCGCUACAGCAUGCCUGCGUGACUUUUCAUUUAUCUUCUGAGGGCACCUUUUGCUUUUCUACAUUUUUCUAAUAAUCAUGAUGGAUGGACUGCACAAAUAUCGAGUGUGCUGUGCACCGGAGCGAAGCCUAGCUCGGAGGCAUGCUGACAAAGGCAGCCUCGUACGAGGAACUCCUCCUUACGCCUAGAAAUAGAGGCAGUUCAUGCCUGUUUACGACGAGGAGACAAUAGUAGCUCUGGUAGAAUGCAAUUCAGGAAAAAUGGCGGAGGGUCCUUUACAGGAAACUCCACAAACUCCAGAGCAGGACUCUCUUAGCUGAGCUUCGAAGUUAAAUUCGCCUUCCCUUUACCCUUUAAUGGACUAGUUUGGCAAAGAAAAACAUUUUAAUACAUUACAAAACACACGACAACAAAUAACAUGUCUAGAGUCUGAAGUUUGUUUUUCUUUAGCUUAGCAUUGGAGCUAAAAGGCUAAUGUAGACUGGAAUGAAGAAAUAGAGGUUAGCACAGUGCUAAACCGCAUGACUAAACUAAACAUCUGUAAACUUGUGCCUCAUAUCAUGUCAACCUUUUCGGUACUCUCUGAUAAUAAACCUGUUUAUAUGUUUUUUGAUACAGUUUGACACCUUGUUCGUCCAUAAAUGUGGACUAAAGAACAGCACACAGCUAAAAAAAAAAAAACAGUAGCAGCAAACAAGCAUAACUAGCACAAACUAGCUAGGUCAUAAGCUUUUCCUUGACGUGUUAGCUAGCAACAUUAGCCUCAUAGCUCCAGUGUAAAACUAAGAAAGCAGACUUAAGUCAUCAAAUACAGCUUUGAAAAAAAAAAUUAAGAGACCACUUCAGUUUCUAAAUCAGUUUCUCUAAGUUUGCUAAUUAUAGGUAUAUGUUUGACUAAAAUUCAGUAACAUUUUUGUUUUAUUCUAUAAACUACAAACAACAUUUCUCCCAAAUUCCAAAUAAAAAUACUGUCAUUUAGAGCAUUUAUAUGCAGAAAAUGAGAAAUGGCUGAAAUUACAAAAAAGAUGCAAAGUUUUCAGACCUCAAAUAAUGCAAAUCAAUAUUUAAAGGAAUAACCGUGUUUUUGGAUAGCUUUAUGCCACACCUGGUGCAAAGAUUCAAGCAGGUCAUCAGCUUGGUUUGAUGGCUUGUGAUCAUCCAUCUUCCUCUUGAUUAUAUUCCAGAGGUUUUCAAUUUGGUAAAAUCAAAGAAACUUGAAAGAAUUACUUUUAAGUGGUCUCUAAUUUCUUUUCAGAGCUGUAUAAGUCAUCAAAGGUGAUUAACUACAUCCAAAGGGGGGAGUUAAAAGCUCAUUUCUUUCUGCCUUUCGUUUCUUUUAAAAACUAAUCCUUUAAAUUUGCUCUUUUUUGCAUUAGCUCGAACAAUCAGCCACUUUCUUGGUCCUCUGUUGUCCUUCAGCCAUGUGCCGGUUAGUGUAUGAGCGUAUGUACCUGCAGAGAAUUAUAAUCUAACCUGCAUGUUAUCAAGUGCCUCAGCUGAAAUCACAAAGAUAGUCUUGAAUUGCUUCUGUUUUUUUCUCCAGUUUUUACAAGUGAACAGUAGCACACAAUCAAGGACGAAGCAGCAGAUUAAAAAAAAACGCGCCUUGUCUGAUUGAAAACUGCAAUCGUGCUACAUUUCGCCUGUGUGUUCUUA
This is a messenger RNA of Astyanax mexicanus (Mexican tetra), 2225 nucleotides long. RefSeq names its product cortexin domain-containing 1. The record is from RefSeq and is a predicted model, not a curated record. NCBI's taxonomy places the organism in Eukaryota, Metazoa, Chordata, Actinopteri, Characiformes, Acestrorhamphidae. Bases 146 to 325 code for a protein of 59 amino acids. The transcript is spliced from 3 exons.